GUGAUGUGCGUAUCCAUUACAUAGGCAAAUCAGGAAAGAAAGUGCCUGCUGGCUCUGCGUGGUGAGCAGACUGUCCUCUGUCUGUGUUUCAUACGGCGGUGUGGUUCAUGGAGGACACGUCCGAAGAGGUGGCGCUGGCGUCGACGGCGAGCCCGUCACCCAUCCCCCCUCCUCCGGGGAGAGAUCCCUCUCCAAACACCCCGAGACAAUGCUUUCGCAUGGAAUCCCUCGCCACCCUCACGGCGCCUCUUGAUGCGGAGAGCACAGCCCGAGCCGCACGAACGAGGUCUAGCCGCCUUCCACCCAACCGGACCUACGCAUCGACGUCCGCCAUCAGGGUGGGGCAUGGAGACAUAAUAGAGGAGGAAAAGUUGCCGAUUCCAGACAAGAGGCAGCUGGAGAGCUGGGCGAGGUAUGGCUUCGUAGACACGGAACUACUCUUGCAGGCGGCAGUCCAACCCCAGGGCGGGCGGAAGGCAGCCGCCUUGUCCGAAGGCCUGGCGAUCGUGGAGGAGGAGCAAGGCGGGGACGUGAGUCGGUCGUUAGUUAGAAUGGGGGCGGCAGCAGAAGAGGCCGGCGAUGGCUUGCAGGAGGUUCUGGGUGAGAGGAAGGAGAAUGAUCAUCAUCCUCCCGCAUCCCGGUCGCCGACAACGACACACGAAAGUACGCCCGCCACCGCCGACGACGAGAGAAGAAGGCCAGAAGGGGGAGCGGAGGGAGAUAUCUCCCUGGCUAUCGGCUCCAGCACGCCCCUGACGGACACGAUGACGCCGUCGUCUCAGGAGCGUCGCCGAGAUAACACCACCGCUUCAGCAGAUGCAGCGGCCGGCAUUUCCACUGAAGCAGCACGGGGAAAGGAGGAGGAGGAGGAGGAAACGAAGGAAGACGAGCUGGCGGAGCUCAAGCAGCAGGAGGAGCGGGAAGCCGCCGUCGCCGCUGCUGCCACGGUAGCUCAACAAGAAGCAAAUCAGGGCAGCAGGGCCGGCAGCAGCAGGCGAGCGGCCCAAACAAAGGCCGAGAUAGAGAGGCACAAGCGCAAUCGCGCGGAACGUCUACGCGCCUACGGGUGUCAGAGAUAG
This is a messenger RNA of Ectocarpus siliculosus, 1079 nucleotides long. The record is from the annotation of a GenBank genome assembly. Lineage: Eukaryota; Phaeophyceae; Ectocarpales; Ectocarpaceae.